UAUUUAUUACACACCAAAGUAUAAAACCACCCAGCCCAUCUGCAGUUCUCAUUUUCAGGGCUGGCAUUUGCCUGAGGAGACCACGGUGCCUGGAGCCCCCAUCAUCUUCCCAAGGAGGCUCCGGGGCUCUGGUGAAGAUCAUGCUUGCGAGGCAGCUCAUCUGUUGGCACCUGCUGGCUUUGUUUUUUCUCCCAUUUUGCCAGUGUCAAGAUGAAUACAUGGAGGUGAGCGGAAGAGCUAAUAAAGUGGUGGCGAGAAUAGUGCAGAGCCACCAGCAGACUGGCCGUAGCGGCUCCAGGAGGGAGAAAGUGAGAGAGCGGAGCCAUUCUAAAACUGGGACUGUGGAUAAUAACACUUCUACAGACCUAAGAGCUCUGAGACCAGAUGAGCUACCGCACCCAGAGGUGGAUGAUCUAGCCCAGAUCACCCCGUUCUGGGGCCAGUCUCCACCAACUGGAGGCCUGCCCCCAGACUGCAGCAAAUGCUGUCAUGGAGACUACGGCUUCCGUGGCUAUCAAGGACCCCCUGGACCUCCGGGCCCUCCAGGCAUUCCAGGAAACCAUGGAAACAAUGGAAAUAAUGGAGCCACUGGCCAUGAAGGGGCCAAAGGUGAGAAAGGAGACAAAGGUGACCUGGGUCCUCGAGGGGAACGGGGGCAGCAUGGCCCCAAAGGAGAGAAGGGCUACCCAGGGAUUCCUCCAGAGCUGCAGAUUGCAUUCAUGGCUUCUUUGGCAACUCACUUCAGCAAUCAGAACAGUGGAAUUAUCUUCAGCAGUGUUGAGACCAACAUUGGAAACUUUUUUGAUGUCAUGACUGGCAGAUUUGGGGCCCCUGUAUCAGGUGUAUAUUUCUUCACCUUCAGCAUGAUGAAGCACGAAGAUGUUGAGGAAGUGUAUGUAUACCUUAUGCACAAUGGAAACACAGUCUUCAGCAUGUACAGCUAUGAAACAAAGGGAAAGUCAGAUACAUCCAGUAACCAUGCAGUGCUGAAGCUCGCCAAGGGGGAUGAGGUUUGGCUGAGGAUGGGCAACGGUGCCCUACAUGGGGACCACCAGCGCUUCUCUACCUUUGCAGGCUUCCUGCUCUUUGAAACCAAGUAAACAGAUGAAUACAAUGGCUCCACUUUGAGGACUUGCAGCUGAGUUGGUUCUGCUAUAACUCAAGGCACAUAUCAUGUUAAGAGCUUGACAACCUGUAUUUACAAAAACAAUUAUUAGGUACACUGAUCAUGCUGCAAGUCCAUCAGUAAUGUUGGAUUACUCAGGGGCUCAGAUAAAUAAAUCACAAUAUUGUCUUCCCAGAUGGUCUUAACAAAUAUACCUAAUCCUUUGUCACUCUUCCCUAGGUAGCUAAAUUAGAACUGUUCCUUGAUGCAGGUUACAAUUAAUUGUUUCCAUCAAAGGCAUGACUUCAGGAAUGUUGGUGUUAUUUGUGAUGUCUGCUUUGAGGAGCCCCUGAAAUUUUGAGUUCAUUAUCCUUUAUAAUAUUGCAAAGAAUAAGAUGUAGCAGUUAUGUUGGGGCAGGGGCAAACAUAUGGGUGCUUACAGGACCCAGGCACUAGAAACACAUGCACAGCCUGGACUGGGAAGUAACAAUUUGAUCCAGUGGGUCAAUAUUCACAAAAUAAAGUGUUGUUCAUUUUUUAGUAGUUGAUUUUUAAAAAGUAAUUCCAAAUAGCUUUUAGAUAGUAAAAGUAUUUUUAAUGUUCAAAAUAAUUAGCUCAUUUUUGUAAAGAUAUAUCUGUGACUAAUUCUUGGAUUCUAAUGACUUCCACUUUUAGAAACAGAUUUUUCUCACAAUAUAGAAUUGGGUUUAUCAGAACUGAUUUAUCACAUCGAUUUUUUUUUUCAAUUACACUCCUUGAAUUAUAGCAGCUUUUUAUUGGUCCUGAGUUGCAGAACUGGGUAAAGUAAACUUAGAAUAUAAGACGUUAUAUUCUUUUCUAUUAAUUUGAAAAUUACUCCAAUGUAUUUAUGUUUUAUAAUAUUAUGUCACAUUGAAGGGACUGUCAUCUUCAUUGUAUGCUGCCAAAAAUAAUGCACAUAAAAUAUAUAAACAUUCCAUUUGAGAGACAUACAUGAAAAUAUCUUUACAUUGUAUUUAGUGAAAAAUUAUAUUAUUGCAGGAUUCUUCACAGAGAUGGGACACGAAGGCUUUUUUUUUGUAGGAAGUAGCUCUGUGCAUAGCAACAUGGACCCAGUAGUCUGGCAUCUAAAGACCAAGCAUCCAGCACUGUGGGUUCUUGCCCCUUAUAUACUUGUUGGGAUUCUGUCUCCCUUGGGCUGCCACAAACUACUAACAAACUACAGCCGGAUUGGAUACAGCCUAUGUUACAGAGCUGUGCUAGAACCACAUGUGUGUAUAUAGGAACUAAGUGUGCCAUGUUGACUUUCUUUAUUCUAACAAGGUCCACAUUCCUUAAGGGGGAAGCUCUGCCACAUUCUUUUAAUAGGACUUCCUGGAUUAUAAUCAUUCAGUGAUGUUCGCAGAGAAGUUUUGGAAUAACAGGUGUUUUAGGAGAUGCCAUUUGGCUUUUGCCUAACUUGCAUAGCAAAAUCUAUCUCCAAAGGAUUAAAUUUGCCACCAAAAG
Molecule: messenger RNA, 2590 nt
Organism: Octodon degus (degu)
Lineage: Eukaryota; Metazoa; Chordata; Mammalia; Rodentia; Octodontidae
Gene: C1qtnf3
Product: C1q and TNF related 3
Exons: 6
Coding region: 141-1100 (319 amino acids)
Molecular function (GO): protein binding
Source: RefSeq, a predicted model, not a curated record